AUCCAUUUCAUAAAAUUCGUGGAAGAUUGUAGUAGAAUUUGUCGUCGCGGUUUUACCUGUAGUCAAAUAUUGAAUUUAAUCACCAUUUAGUCAUUUAACAGUAACAAUAGUUCUUUAUUCGUUGUAAAACGUGUGCUCUUAGUAAUGCGGUAUUUUUAUUGAUUUAUAUUAGUGAAUUUUGAACCGAGCAUAUUUUUUAUUAUUUCCCGGUUGAUUAGCGCGUAGUGCUAAGUGCGGAUAGUUGUUGUUAGUGCAGUGCGUUACGAGUGGCUGUUUUUUCUUGUAAAUUAUAUUAUAUAUUUAAUUAAACCAAAAUGAGUUGGCAAGAUUACGUUGACAGACAACUAUUAGCUUCAAGAUGUGUCACGAAAGCCGCAAUCGCCGGAUUGGACGGAAACGUUUGGGCUAAAUCAGAAGGUUUCAAUGUUACUGGAGAAGAACUGACGAGACUUGUUCAAGGUUUCGAAAAUGUAGAUACCCUCACCUCCGGAGGAGUUACUCUGGCCGGCAGCCGAUACAUAUAUUUAUCCGGAACAGAUAAAGUAAUUAGGGCGAAACUCGGUAAAGUCGGCGUUCACUGUGUUAAAACUCAACAAGCUGUUGUUAUUUCACUAUACGAAGACCCAAUUCAACCGCAACAAGCUGCAUCGGUUGUAGAAAAGUUAGGAGAUUACCUCGUUUCAUGCGGAUAUUAACCAGGCCUGUUCGAAGACCAACGUUUGUUGUUAAAUUUAAAUUAUAUACAAAAAAAACAAAAAUGAAAAAAACGCGCAUCAUCGGAGAUAAUGAAUAAAAGGAAUACCUAUCUUAUAUCUACCUAAUUUAUACAAAUACCGAAAAAAAAAGUGCAAAGCAAAGCAACAAAAAAUUAAGUACUUUUACAGCAACUACAACCAAAAAAAAAUUCUUUUACACCGACGUUGUUUUCCGAAGAACAUCUUACUCGUAUAGAUGGAAAGGUAGAAUUUCGCUGCAAAUACACCACGACCAUUAUUAUUUUAAUAGUAAUAACGUCGGGUUUUAUACCGUACACGUGUUGUUUUUUUUUCUCUCAAUAUUUUGUAUCGUUAUAAGCAUUACAAUGUAAUACGGUUCCGAAAACUAUCGGCGCGGUAUCAAAAAAUUAUUUUUUUAAAUUAUUUAUUUACCUAUUUAUUAGUAUUUUUCUUUUUUUUAUCGUAUUUUUUUUUCUUCGUAAAAAUCGUCGAAUCGUUGAAGUUGGUGUGUUUUUUUUUUCGUCAAAAACAAUGGAAAAGUGAAAAAAAUUCCGAAGGGGGUGAUAAAUAAAGGACAGUUUGGCCAAAAUGUUAUACGCGCAUACGAGUAAAAUAUAAUCAUUUUUAAUCAUAUUUUUUUUCUUUUCUGUUUGUUUAUUUGUUUUUUUUUCUUUCGUAUUUUUAUAUAGUGGGGUUUUAAAUCGAGUAAAGAGAAAAAAAAUUGUGCUUUUAUUUAGCUUUCAUUUAUACAUUUAUAAAAUACAUACCUAGGAGUUAUUAUUACAUAACGAAAAAGAAUGAGAAAAAAAAAGAAAUAAUAAAAGAGAAAUUUAUUAUCAAACGAUUUGUGUAACCCUGAUUUUUUAUGGAUUUUUUUUCUUUUUGUUUUUAUCAUAUAUUUUUGUAAGACAAGUGUAAUUUCGUAAGGUUUUUUUAUGUAAGCUUUUUAUUUUUGUGAUAAUAUUUAAAUCUCUAGUCCAGAGCUGUUUCACCUCCUGGAUUUUUUUUAUGUAUUUUAAAAUGAAAAUAUUUUAUCGUAGAUGCGAAAAAAUACAGGUUGAAAAAAUGAGAAAAAAAAGAUACAUUUUAUUACAUUUUACAAAAUCGUAUACAACAGGACUAUGGUAAAAAUAUGAAUAUGAAUACGUGAACACGUCGAGAGUAGAUGUAUCGAAAAAAAUCGCUAGAGUCGAGUUUGGGGUGAGGGAGGGGGUGGUUGGCUUCGCGUUAUGGAUCGUGGAUCAUGGAUGAAUUCCGAUUUGAUUUUUUUGAGUGUGUAAUUUGCUGCUUGUGAAGUUUUUCAAAAUAUUAUGUAAAACGCGUCUCUCCUUAAAUUUUUUUUUUUCUUCGAUUACUUUUUUUUUAUAUAAUUCAUUUAUAUCGUGUCCUUACCUUAAUAUAUUGGUAAUUAUUUUAAGUUACAUAUUAUUACUAUUACGUUUAUUAUUUCUUUUUUUUUACACAGACGAGAAAAAAAAAGGUGAAAAGAGAGAAUGUGAAAAAAAUCUGGAAUUUUAUCCGUUCGUAUUACCUUUUAUUAUAAUUGAUAGAGAAACGAAAACGUUGAAUUUUGUCAUCUGUAUCCGCGUUACUGUUUUUAUUGUUUUUUUUUUUUUACCUGAUAGAUUUUUUUUCAUUUUUUUCUCUUUGUCUGUCUGUUUAAUCUCUCUUUCUCUAUCUCUCUCUCUCUGUUUUGUGUUUGUGAGAAAAAAAAUCAUUCGAAGAGAUCGUUUUAUAAAGCGUUGUGCGAGGUGUUGCUCAUUUUAUUAAUUUAUAUAUCCGCAUUGAAAAUUUUCUAUUUUUUUUUUUUCGUUUUUUUUUUUUACUUCAGUUUGCGUUGGCCUAUUAUAUGUAUACUAAUGCAUUUAAAUUUUAGACAUAAUGUGUGUAAAUGAUCGUUAAAAACAAAUCAUUAAACGCCUGUAAUAAGUUUCCAUUUAUUUAAAUAAACGUUCGGAUAUUUGAUGUAUUUGUGUAUUAAAUGUAGUUCUGUAUGUUGAAUGAUAAAGUUUGUGUUUAAUGUUA
Planococcus citri (citrus mealybug) is the source of this 2741-nucleotide messenger RNA. It is a transcript of the gene chic, whose product is annotated as profilin chic. The transcript is spliced from 4 exons. Bases 315 to 695 code for a protein of 126 amino acids. Gene Ontology annotation, cellular component: cell cortex. NCBI's taxonomy places the organism in Eukaryota, Metazoa, Arthropoda, Insecta, Hemiptera, Pseudococcidae. Gene Ontology annotation, molecular function: actin monomer binding. The record is from RefSeq and is a predicted model, not a curated record.